Molecule: messenger RNA, 318 nt
Organism: Striga hermonthica
Lineage: Eukaryota; Viridiplantae; Streptophyta; Magnoliopsida; Lamiales; Orobanchaceae
Source: the annotation of a GenBank genome assembly
AUGGAAAUCCGCCCACAGCUUCUCCGAUUCAAGCUCCAAAUUCUCGUCGCCCUUGCUUUGGCUUUCUCCGGCAUCUUCGUCGGCUAUUUGGCCCCUCGGUUCGUCGACAUCUUGAAGUACUUUUGGCCGCUGCUCGUUUCGACGGCCCUAUUUCUCGUUGCCAUCGUCGUUUUCGACCGGAUAUCGCCGGUGACGGACGAUUCAGGCGAGAAACCCGGCGAGGGGUUGCUCGAUUACGUCUCCGGCGAGCCGCCGGUUGGGGAAGUGGAGACUACCGAAGGGGCGGCAGAAGCGGAAGAAAGCGUGAAAGCCGAAUAG